Molecule: messenger RNA, 5037 nt
Organism: Ceratitis capitata (Mediterranean fruit fly)
Lineage: Eukaryota; Metazoa; Arthropoda; Insecta; Diptera; Tephritidae
Gene: Ge-1
Product: enhancer of mRNA-decapping protein 4 homolog
Exons: 15
Coding region: 282-4352 (1356 amino acids)
Biological process (GO): deadenylation-independent decapping of nuclear-transcribed mRNA
Cellular component (GO): P-body
Molecular function (GO): protein binding
Source: RefSeq, a predicted model, not a curated record
ACAUACAUAUGUAUAUACGUACAUUAUAAAAUCACUCGGUUUACGGCGUUGCGAAAAUUUCUUUUUAAAUAAAUUUGCAAUUAUUGAUAACCAACAUUUUUCCAAAACUUUACGGUAAUAUAAAGUAAACGUACUUUAGAUAUUAAAAUAAGUUACCUCCGGAAAAGAAAACAACUGUAACAACUGGAAAUUUUCAAUUUCUUCGCGUAUACUUUCAUUAUUGGUGGUUACAUGGAAUUUUCGACGGCGGAGUUCCUUAAAUUCAUCACAUAAAUGUGUAAAUGUUAAUAUCGGUGCUUACCAUAACUGCAAUUGUAAAGAGUUGUAUACAUAGAUUUCGUGGGCGUGGCAAUCCCAGUUCACAUAUAUUCUCAAGAAGUCAGGCCAGAAGUAACACAAUGAGUGUGAAAUAUAUAGAACAGAAUGCUGGAAGUGAUAAUUUGCAUUCAGAGGACAUAAUUGAAGAUGUUAUAAAUGGAACUGCAAUCAAUUCAUCUAACGUCAUCGAUUUCACAGCCGAUAACGAACAAUGUUGUUUUGAAAUCACAACAAAAAAUGUAAAUGUAAUCGGCAGUGCGGGCACUCAUGACCACGGGUCUUCGAAAGUGAAAUUAAAGAAUAUUGUCGAUUAUAAGUGGGAAGUAAAAAAUUAUCCGGGCCAUUUAAUAGCUGUACAUAUGGAUGGAAAACAUAUUGCCUACGUCAUAAAUGUUAAUAACAAGGUGUCACGUGUUGAGGGUAUGGUUCGUGUUGUGAAAGCGCAGUCGGGACUACGAGCUUUAAUAAAAGGAAUGUCUGGGGAAGUCUUAGAUUUACAAUUUGCGCAUAUUGAAACGGAGCACAUACUCGCAUCUAUUGAUAUGAAUGCUUUGUACAUUCAUAAAAUACAACUAGUCGAUGGGAAUUUAUUAUGUAAUCUUGUGGUUAAAAUUGAAGACCCAUUGUUAAAUUAUUCCCCUAAAUAUGAUAAAAUAACAUGGUGCCCAUUUAUUGAUGCUCCCGGUGAAGAUGAUGAAGAAUGUCAAUUAAUUGUGUGGGCAAGAGGAUCAAUGCUGCAAUGUUUCAACAUAAAUGCAAUAGUAGCGGAAUACGGAGUGGGUGUCAUACAUCCGAAUGUUAUUUCGGCGGGCUAUAUAAAAGUGUUUGACGAACUAUGCACCGUAAGUUGGGUCGCCCUCUCGCCUGAUGGCUCUACUCUCGGCGUGGGCAGCAUUGACGGUAUCAUACGAUUUUAUCAGGUGUAUAUGCAUGACAAGGAGCCUCGAUGUUUACAUCAAUGGAUUCCUCACAACGGAAAAUCUAUUUCAUCUUUCUUUUUCUUGGACAAUUUGACUAAAAAUGUAUCUGAAACUUAUUGGAAAUAUGCUAUCACUGGAGCCGAAAAUAAUACUGAGUUCAAAGUGUGGGAUUGCAGUACAUGGGAAUGUUUGCAAUCAAUCAGCAUUACCACAGCGUCGGAAGAAAAGAAAGUACCUCGUUUUAUUGCAGAAAUUGAUAGAACAUCAUCAUAUUUGGUUAUAUCAAGUUUAGAUACACGGAUCUGCUAUAUUAUGCAAAUUGUAAAUAAUAGUAAUGUGGUAUCACUAACUAAAUGUUCUGAUAACGAGAGUAACAACAAUUUUGCUAAUAACAGUACUAGUAGCAAUAGUAGUAUCGGCAGUACAAAGUGCUUUUCGAAAAGCUUACGCCCACUUGUUUACAUUAAAAGCAUUUCAGAGUUUCCAUUGAGCUCUGGGAUCUUAUCAUUUUCAAUUGUCGAUGCAGCAGUGCGGCGAUAUAAAUGUGGGAAUGAUAAUUAUCUGUGUGAGGAGUUUGAUGACUACGAUGAAGAAACUAAUUCCACAUACUGUGUGGUAGUGAGAAUGUUUAUUGUGCAAUCUAAGAGCAUGCAAGAGUGUCGUAUACUAUAUCAGCCAUCUGUUUCUGAAAAUGCAGAAGUUCGAAGCACCCUAUCCGAAGAAAGCGAGGUAGUAAGAGUUUCCCCAAAUUUAUCUCUAUUGGACAAUGUAGCUAGUUGCAUUAAUAAUAGAGGUAUCAAAGCUGGUGCUACUGAAAUAACAAACAAUUUGAAUUCGAAUAAGUUAAUUCAUACACACGUUAAAUCAGAAAUAGUAGAUGAAAAAGGUGGAGAAGAAGAAAGCAGCAAGGAAGCAAGUGCGCUGGAAUCUAUACUGGGUUUUAGUUCAGUUUCACCCGUUAGUUUGACUAAUCAAAUAUCUGUACACAAUACUGCUACUUCUUCAAUUGUCGCUGUAGCAGCUGCUGCUUCUGCUCUGCCCACUCCAUCGACCAAUGAAUUAAAUGAUGUUCGUUCUUGCACCCCUUCUCCCCAAACAAGCAAUAAAAACUUCAGUCAAGUCAACCUCAUGACACCGGAUGCAUUUAAUUCUACUUCAGGUGAUAAAAAUGCACCAGAUUGUGUGAGCUCAGAAGUUUUAAAUACUAUUUUAAUGUUGGCAAGUGUCGCGGGACAACCUCCUGCACCAAGAACAGAAAGUAUAAAUAUUCUAAAUUUGGUAAAUAAUAAAAUGAUUGAGGAUCAGGAACAUCAAAAAUUGCAGCACAAACAUUCUUUGACUUCCAAGAAGAAACUCAAAGAUAAUGUAGCUAGUGGUGGAUCUAGUCCUAGCCGUGAAGUUCAAGAAAUUAUGUCUUUACAAGAUAAUGAAAGUGGGGAUGACGACUUACUUGAUGAUACUUCCAGUACUACUAAAGCGAAACCAGAUAAUCAAGGAAUAACAGCGCAAACGGAAGAAAUAGAAACAGAAAUUCCUAAAUGCCAUUCCACAACCAGUAUAUCAAACUGGUCCAAGAUGACUGAUAUGCAAAAAUGCUCAUCCAAACACUCAGCUGAGUUGAAGAAUGCAGCACAUUUGAUGUCACAAGUAAUAAAUGUUACUUCAGCAAAUAACUUAAAUAAUAGCUUAGUGGCGCCAACUAUUAUUAGUACAAACAGUAACAGUAAUGGUAAUCUGGAAAGUACAGGAAUUGAAAGCAGCACAGAUCUUACAGAGUUAAAUGGAAAGAUGGACCAAUUAAUUGAGUUAGUUAAAAUGCAGUCAAUACAAAUUAAUAACCUACAAGAAGAAGUGGCAAGUAUGAAAAAGACAAAUCCAUUGGCAUCAACAAAGAGUAUGUCUGAAUUUUCAUUCAAACUUGAGAUGCAGCUAUCAAAAUUGAUGGAGCAAUAUUUAAAGCGUUACGAAAAUGAGCAUAAAAAAAAACUGGCGGCCUUUAUGGCUGGAAGAGACCAACAAAACAGAGAGUUACGUGAUAGUUUUAUCCAGAUAAUGAAUCAAUACGUUCUAACUCAACUUGGAGAAGUCGUAUCAAAAGUCAUUAAUAUUGAAAUACAGCGGCAGUUGGCACCAAUGUUGUCUGCAAAACUAGAUCAUUUGCAACAACAAAUACAGAUAGAUAUCGGGCAGAAAUUAUCAGCAUUUGACUUGAUGAUUAACGAAAAUAUAUCAAAAGUCUGUAAGAGCAAGACAAUAAUUGACACUUUUGGUAAAUCCGUUUUGGUGGGAGUUCAGGGUAGUCUUCAAGCAGUAUUUAUUGAAUCUAUGUCAAACACAUUGAUCCCAGCAUAUGAAAAAUCAUCUCAAUGUAUGUUCCAACAAUUGCAUGAAGCAUUUUCUGUUGGAAUAAAGGAAUUUAUUGAACAAUUUGAUAAUUAUGUGCAACAUUUGCAACCUAUGCAAGAUUCCACGGAAGAGGUGCUUAGUAAGUUGUCUGGCUUUCGACAACAUAUUGAAUCUAUACUGCUUAAGCAUCGUAGUUCUGUUAUAGAAACAAUGCUCGAAACUCGAAAAGACGUAAAGAGCUUAGAAAUUGUUUUGUCGCGACAAAUGCAAGAAACAGUUCGUUCUGAGAUAAAGAGAGGUUUAGAGAAUCAAACAUCCGUGCUACGUUCUCAAACUAACACACCAGCUCCGAUGUAUGACACCAAGGACACUAUAAAAAUAUUGUUGCAACAAGGACAAUUCAAUAAAGCAUUUCAUCAAGCUUUGCUGGCUAAUGAUUUGAAUUUAGUGGAGUUUACUCUUAAAAAUGCCGACCACACAUCAAUCUUUACUCCUGAUUGUUGCUUGGAACAAAAGGUUCUAUUAUCGCUGAUUCAACAAAUUUCAGCAGACAUGAGUAAUCAUAAUGAAUUGAAGCAAAAUUAUUUAGCAGAUGCUUUGCUCGCCAUUAAUCCAAUGGAUUCUAUUACGCGCGAGCAUGCACCUAAAGUACUACAGGAAUUAUUCCGAAAUUGUCAAAUAUUUUUGGUAAACCAUUCAAAGAAUCCGCAGUGCACUAACGUUCGUAUGUUGAUGAAAGCCGUACAGACAUACAUGGACCAACUUUAAUAUAUUUAAUCUAAUAGUCACAUUCAGAUUGCCCUCUACAAGUGCUCAACUGGCGCCAACAACUUAAAGACUGGUAUAAUUGACAGUAGAUGUACUAUUCGCGGCUGUUCAAAUAUAUUGUAACAGACAAAUCGACACAAUAUCACUAAAUUUUUCCCUAAUCCGUAAAAAACACCUUUCAAAAGAGUCGUAUUUUUUUAAAUAUUCAUGUAACUUAAAUAUAAGAAAUAAGUAUAAGAGCUUUUGUAUUUUAUAUUUUUAAAAUUUUUGUUAUUCUUUAUAAUUAGAUUUCAAAUUUAAAUUUAAAUUUAACAUGAUGGGAAUAAGUGCUGGAAAAGAGAUAUUUGUAUUUUUUGUUGGCUUCUUUUCUUUACAGAAAUAUACUAUUAAAAUUUAUAUGCUGGCAACAUAUUUUAUUUAAUCGAAAGAUAUUUAGAAACAUCAAACAUAAUAACAAUUCCUUCCUCGAAUAUUGUAUUUAAAAGAAAGAAAAAUAAUAAUACUUUCUUAUCUUCUUUGAAGCACUACAAUAAUUUGAAUAUAUUUAAUAUUAAGCAAAUUAAAUUAAUUGCCUAAACGGAUAUAAGGGUAUAUUUACCUGGAUUUACUUAGGGUUGAGGAGGUUCUUUGAACAACGGAUUACAUGUAAAAUAAAAAUUAUUUAAUGAAUAAAUGUACAUAGAUU